GAGGGUGCGUGAUAUUAAGAAAGAGAUGAUAAAGAGAUUAGUCCAGAUUUGGGAACUGGGAUCACCACAGCUCUGCAGCCCUGACACACUCCACGCAAGAUGAACAAAGGUCCCGCUGCUAUUAAUAGCACCGCCAGCCCAGCCCGUGCUAACGGUAGCUAUGCUAAGUGUGGCAAGAGGAGUGAGAAAGUGUCUGAAUCUAACCCUGGGAGUGGCAGACCACAGGACAGAGACCGCAAGAGCAGACACAGACCGGAACACGUCAACACACACAGCCAGGACCCCAGAGAGAAACCUGUCCCCGUCUCCACCUCCAACGGGGCCGCACGUACCCAUCAGCGGCGAUGGUCAGCUGACUUCUGCAAGUGUGGGACGUCCCCCGUCAUCAUUGUGACCAAGAACAAGAAGGAACCGCAGCCUCCUCAGCGUGGAGUCUCCCUCCUCCGACCCCACACAGCCUCCUCCCGUUAUUCAGACAAACGCAACUCCUGCCCCCCCAUUGGGGUCUGUAGCUCACCAAGUCACUCAUCUUCCUCUACCUCCUCCUCAUCUUCUUCCUGCUCCUCUCCUCCCCCUGUCCAGACAUCUGUCAUCACCGGCCACGACCCCCGAGGGUGGAAGUUGCGCCCCAAGUCCAGUGCUGCCUCCCCGCGGGCCCGUGCUAACAGGCUGUCUCUGCAGAUCCCCCUCCCAGACAUCUAUCAUGAACCUGAGUCCAGUGCUGCUGCUAACGCUCAGUCAGUCAACACAGCUCUUCCAGAUCGCUCUCCUACAACCAAACCCCCCAUCUGGCCCAAGCCGUCCCGUCGCCGCCACUCCGACUCCUCCGCCUUCCUCAGGUCUCUGGCGAGCCCUCUGCCCGUGGUGACGCUCGAGGAGCUCUCCGCCGUGAAUCUCCGCGCCGUUGGCCUUUUGGAUGAGUGUGACGAUGUCUUCGGCGGGGGGGAGGAAGAGGAGGUGAAGAUGAACACUCGGCCGCGCAAAAUAGCGCCCGCGGUUCCAGAGAAAACCGCCAUGGCAAGACAAAUAGCACAACUAAUGGCACAGUCACGCCAACGCCGCAGGCCUGUUACAGCCAACGGGGAAAUCCCUUACACCAGAGUUAUAAAGCCAAAACCUGCUCACCGGGCGAAGGAGCGCAGCGGCCUGAAUGCAACAAUAACUGGGCGGCGUGGGGACGCCAGCCGGGACAGGGAGAGGACCAACCCCCGCUUCCCUGGCUGAGGACACUCCGUUAACCUGCAACAACUACCAGCGGCUAUUGUACAGAUCACAGCACAUACAGUAUGGGCUGGGGAUGGGACAUGGGGCAAUAUAUCGAUCAAUUGAUCGAUAUAUGAGGCUACAUAUUGUCUUAUUUUGGAUAUCUUAAUAUCGUAAUAUGACAACUGUUGUCAUUUCCUAGU
This is a messenger RNA of Etheostoma cragini (Arkansas darter), 1406 nucleotides long. RefSeq names its product serine/arginine repetitive matrix protein 1-like. Bases 100 to 1224 code for a protein of 374 amino acids. The transcript has 3 exons. NCBI's taxonomy places the organism in Eukaryota, Metazoa, Chordata, Actinopteri, Perciformes, Percidae. The record is from RefSeq and is a predicted model, not a curated record.